Messenger RNA from Raphanus sativus (radish), 868 nucleotides. RefSeq names its product phospholipase A2-gamma-like. The record is from RefSeq and is a predicted model, not a curated record. Gene Ontology annotation, biological process: pollen germination; phospholipid metabolic process; pollen tube growth. The transcript is spliced from 5 exons. Gene Ontology annotation, molecular function: A2-type glycerophospholipase activity; calcium ion binding. NCBI's taxonomy places the organism in Eukaryota, Viridiplantae, Streptophyta, Magnoliopsida, Brassicales, Brassicaceae. Bases 72 to 632 code for a protein of 186 amino acids.
AAAAAAAAAUAAAAAUAACAAGGAUUCCAACUGUCGGUGAGAGAGAGAGAGAGAGAGAGAGAGAGAGAAAGAUGAUGAAUGGUGGUGCUUUGACACGUCUUGCUUUCAGCGUCGCCACCUUCCUCCUCCUCACCGUUGUUCGCAGCCAGGAGACAUGCAGCAAAACAUGCAUUGCUCAGAACUGCAAUACUAUCGGCAUUCGCUAUGGGAAGUAUUGUGGGAUAGGAUACACUGGCUGCCGUGGAGAGCCACCUUGUGAUAAUCUUGAUGCUUGUUGCCUAACACAUGACAAUUGUGUUGAUUUAAAAGGUAUGACUUAUGUUAACUGCCAUAAGCAAUUCAAGCGUUGUGUAAACAAGGUAAACAGAUCAGUCAAACAAUCUAAUGGCACAAAGGUUGGAUUCUCCACCCAAUGCCCUUAUUCGGUGGUGAUACCAACCAUGUACAAUGGAAUGGACUACGGCAUUUUCUUCAGUGGCAUCGGUAAUAUCCUUGAACCUCCGUCCCCGGGAAAGGGCCGUGUUGUGGAGGUUAAUCUUGCUCAGAGUGGUGCGAACACAAAGGGUGGUCUUGGAACAAAAGUUGACAUUCAGACAAAGGAAGGCUCCAAAGUCUCUGCCUCUUUAAAUUAAGAUGAACCCUUGGCCAUAACUCUCUCCCAACUUGGUAUAUUUAUGUAACUGCAGGACUAUGAGAGCUUUCCAAGUUACACUAAUUUAUAAUUAGUAGAGUGACAUAUGUAUGUUAUAUGUUAUUUUAAUACUCUUCUUGUUUAGAUGUGGGGGUGUCUAACAAAGUCAUAUAACUAUAGAGAAAAUGAAAUGUAACUAUGAUGCCAUGUUCUAUGGAUUCGAAGUUUUGCUAAAUU